Molecule: messenger RNA, 3003 nt
Organism: Heterostelium album PN500
Lineage: Eukaryota; Evosea; Eumycetozoa; Acytosteliales; Acytosteliaceae
Gene: nosA
Product: ubiquitin conjugation factor E4
Exons: 11
Coding region: 1-3003 (1000 amino acids)
Biological process (GO): protein polyubiquitination
Cellular component (GO): cytoplasm; ubiquitin ligase complex; nucleus
Molecular function (GO): ubiquitin-ubiquitin ligase activity
Source: RefSeq, a predicted model, not a curated record
AUGAAAAGAUUAUUGUUUAAGCUUGCAGGUCAGGAUGGUGAACAACCUGAAGCAGGUGCUGGUGAUAAUAAUGCUCAGGACAACCAGCCUGCUGCUGAGAAUCCAGAGGCAACUGCAGACGAUAUGAGAAGAAGAAGAAUGGAGCGAUUCCAACAGAUGGAAGCAGAGAGUCAAGCUCAAGGUUUAAAACAAUUGGAACAAAUGAGUAAAUCACCAUCUCCACCACUUACAUCUCCAAAAUCAACAUCUCCACCACUUGCUUCUUCUAAACUUGCAGCAGCUGCAACACCAUCAUCAUCAACUACAUCUGUAAAGCCAACGACAACAACAACAACAACAACUACAUCCACUUCUAAACCUGCAGCAACAACAACUCCAUCAUCAUCAUCCACAACAACAUCAACAGUAUCAGCAAAUGCUCAUAAAAUAAGAGAAUGUGAAGUUCCAAUGACAGAGUCUGAUUAUUAUAUAUUAGAAAAGAUAUUAUACAUUUACUUGAAACCAACUUCAGAAAAUAAAGCUGUAUUUUUGAAAUCGUUGGCGACAGAGUUGAAAAGUGAAUUGGCGGCAAGCGGUGAAAAGUGUUUCAAAUUGACACCGGAUGUGUUGGACAGAUUCAUGGUGGAGCGUUUGUCGACGGCCGCCAACUAUCCCGCUGUAGAAUAUCUGAUUGCCACCUACAAUCGUCUGAAGAACGAAUCAAAGAAAAAGGUGAAGCAAUUCGUUCAGGACCAAGCGUUCUCCAAUCAAUUGGUAGAGUUGAUCGUUCGCUACCUAGGAAUCAUCUUGACGAUACCCGACAUGUUCCAAAACUCAUCGACACCGGCAUACGGCACCGGUCCAGUACAACUACUUCCAUACCUCACAGGAGAGUUCACCGAAGAGUUAUCCUAUGAAUUCUUACAGUCAUUCAUUGAUCUCUAUCAAGAAGAUAAAAAAGAUAUUUUCCAACCAAUUUUCAGUUAUAUGUCAACCAAAAUGACAACUAUCACACUUUUAGGUGAUUUCCUGUCAUAUUUCAAAGCAUUUUCUUCGCUUAUACAAUUCAAGUCACUUUCUGAUAUUUUUAUUGGAUCACAAUAUUGGAAUCCACCUGGAAACAAUGGAGCUCAAAUGGAAACAGCAACGUUGUUGGGUGCUUAUUUCUCACCGAGUGCGACAUCCAAUGACCGUGCUGUGUUGAAUCAAUACUUCCCGUCGGCAUCGCAACUCUCACAACACAAUAUCAGAGAAGCUUUCGUUUCGAUUCACUCGGUACUGAAGAACUACGAUCAGGGAUUGUAUCAGUUGGUGCGUUCGUUGUUACGCUCGUCACCCGAAGCCAAAGAGGCAUUCUUGGUUUGGAUUUGCAGUGCCAUCGAUAAGAAUGCCGGUCGCACCAAGAUGAAUGUGAACGCAGCCGAAGUUGCAUCCGACGGAUUCGCACUCAACCUCGUUGCAGUGAUGAUCCUGCUGUGCGAGGCAUUCGUCGAUGUCAGCUUCUCAAAGGUAUCGAUGGUCGACACCAACUUCCUAUUGAACAGCAAGCGUCAUGAUCUCUCCUCCUACACCAGGCUCUCUGCAACCUCUGAAGAGGUCGAGGAAUGGCAGAAAUCAAAACAAUUAGAACCAAGUCCCAAUGUUAAUUUUAUUACGGAAUGUUUCUUUGUUACUUUGAGAUGUAUUCAUAUUGCAUUGAAUCCAUCAUUCUCAAAGAUUAAAAAUAUAUCGAGAGCUCUUAGAGAGAAUGAUAAUCUAAAGAGAAAUCUUAAUGAAACUAGAUCAUCAUGGCAAAAUACACCACAAGCUAGAUUGCAUGAAGCAAAUCUUGAAAUGGUAAAGAAGAGAGAGGAUCUAUACAAAGGUUUAUUGCUAUCGUUGGAAGCACAACUUUUUGAACAACAAUUCAUUCAAAAGACUGCUUUCUUUUUGAUUUUCACAACUAAAUGGUUACUUAAAGUUAUCAAUCCAAAUGAUCAAAAACUUCCAUUACCAUUACCACCAAAUAUUCAAUUCGUAGCAUUACCAGAGUUUUGUAUUGAAGAUGUAGUCGAUUUCUUUGCAAAUGUUUCAGCGAUGUUCCCUCAUUAUCUUGAGAAUCUACCAUUGGAGGUACUUGUAAACUUUUUCAUUACAGUCUUGUCUGCACCAGAGAAUGUAAAGAAUCCAUAUCUUAAAGCAAAGAUUGUUGAAAUUCUCUCUGAAUUCAUUCCAAGAGAUAAUCAUCCAAGUAAUAAUUACUUUGCUUCGUUGUUUGAAUGUAGUGAUUUGGUAAAGGAGAAUCUAGUUCCUUCGAUCAUGAGAUUCUAUGUGGAUAUCGAGUUUACCGGUGCUCACAAUCAGUUCUAUGAGAAGUUCAAUUACCGUUAUCAAGCUGCACACAUCUUGAAAUAUCGUCAAAUCGUGUUUGAUGCUUGCCAACAACAAUGUCAACAUGCUACACUUUUUGUCGCAAAAGGUGGUCGAGCCAUUCAUGAGACCAGAGAUUCUCGACAGAAUCUCGGCGAUGAUGAACUACUUCCUCUCGCAAUUGGUCGGACCGAAAUGCACGGAACUCAAGGUGCGCGAACCGGAAAAAUGACCGAUAUCUAUUUGUUCUUGGCAGUGGACGAGCGUUUCGUGCAGUCGGUCGUUCGUGACGGUAGAAGUUUCAAGGUGUCGAUGUUUGCCACCGCCGACAAGAUCAUGAGAAGAGAACGCUUAAAGAACGACGAUGAGAUGGACAAGUUCAGCAAGCUCAUCGAGCGAUUCGAACAAGCCGCCAGAGAAGAGGAACAAGAAGAAGAGGAUCUCGGUGAGAUUCCAGACCAGUAUCUCGAUCCCAUUCUCAGCACUUUGAUGCGUGAUCCAGUUACCUUACCGUCGAGUAAGACAAUCGUCGAUCGUCAGACCAUCGUCAGACAUUUACUCAGUGAUCAAACCGAUCCAUUCAAUCGUUCGAAACUCACCGAAGACAUGCUCAUACCCAACACUGAACUCAAAGCAGAGAUCGAUGCAUGGAUAAAGUCAAAGAAACAAAAAUAA